Saitoella complicata NRRL Y-17804 is the source of this 1471-nucleotide messenger RNA. RefSeq lists its product as uncharacterized. NCBI's taxonomy places the organism in Eukaryota, Fungi, Ascomycota, Saitoellomycetes, Saitoellales, Saitoellaceae. Gene Ontology annotation, biological process: regulation of DNA-templated transcription. The transcript is spliced from 2 exons. Gene Ontology annotation, cellular component: nucleus; Rpd3L complex; Rpd3L-Expanded complex. The record is from RefSeq and is a predicted model, not a curated record. The coding region runs from base 204 to 1349 and encodes 381 amino acids.
GGGGCGAGCUGCGUCCUAUCGAUACCGUUUGUUGCCCAGGGCAAGAGAGGCGAGGUGCAUUUAUUAUUGGAGACUCACCGAGGCCAUUCGCGUAUCGAACGCAACGGCUCACUCCCGCACGCGCCGAAGCAGCUUGUCUUACCGUAAUACACCUCCCCCUUUCUGAUCCCUGUGCAUACAUCCCCAUACAAACACGCGUACGAAUGUCAACAGAAGCCGACGUACGGGCGACGGAGGAUCAGAUCCAUGAUGCUCUAGAUCGAGCAGAUGCUGCAGUUGAUGCGGAACAUGCUGCGACGACCGCAGUUCCGGAUCCACCUGUGCAAGCAGAUGUUCCACCGGAAGGCAAAGCUGAUCCUGACGCGGAGUGGAUUCUGGGUGAUUUCUCUGAGACCGUGACACACCUCCCAAUCGAAAUAUACCGUUCACUCAAGCUCGUCGGCGCACUCGAUCACGAAGCCACGACUUCCCUUACCUCCCUCCAUGAACUUGCGCUACUAUUUCCCAAUGCCUCUAUUUCGUCACGGGAAGAGCUGCGAUCCAAGAUGAGCGAGGAGAUGGAUCUUGCGCUGAAGGACAGACAGGAGUGCGUUGCGGAGACACGGAGGUUGAUGACGAUCUUGGGACAUCAUAAGGUGCGGCUACAGGAGGAAUUGAUUAAGAUGGGGUGGAAACCGCCUACGCCUGAACUUGAGCCCGAGCCUGCUCCGGUGGUCGAGGCCGCACCAGCGAGCAGGUCGGGAAUGGCGAAAUCACAGCAAGCGAAGGCACAAGAGGUACAGGUACAGGAUGAAGGACCUGUUGAGAUGCCCACUGAAGAAGGAUUUGUUCAGUUGUUACGGCUCAAGAAGCGACGCGGCCAGAAGUGGCAGCCGAGUGAGGCUGCGAUUCAGGAAGAGAAGGACCGAUGGCUUGCGGAACACCCUGGAUAUGUACCUCCACGACCACCGGGAGAAUACAAGACGAAGGGAAAGAAGAACAAGGGAAAUAAUGACGAUGCCAAAGCCAAUGUGAGGAAGGCCGACGAAAAGAAGGGAGCUGCGAAUGAGGAGGCAAAGACAAAGAUCGCAACGCCCGCUUCCAAGAAGAAGGCGAAGGCUGAAGUGGCACCUGUCGCUGACGAAGAGGAGGAGGAGGAAGAAGAAGACAAUAACCUCUACUGUCUUUGCGAGCAGGUCGCUGAUGGUAACAUGGUUGCCUGCGAUAACUACAAGGAGUGUCCACGGGAGUGGUUCCACUAUGCUUGUGUUGGUUUGGAGAGAGCACCGCGAGGAAAAUGGCUAUGUCCGUACUGUUCAGGCAAGUUGGAGUUCAAACCGAAGAAGAAGACGAAGAAGAGAAAGCGGUGAAUGGUGUUUUCGUCGUGGGAUGGUCCGACAGAUGGUUUAUGACUACAUGUAUCUUUACAGCGGACGGCGGGAGGAAGGAGGAGCAAGACUGAUUAGUGGACGAUUACCAUGAUAUACCCAGG